AUGACCAGUACCAAAAUCGAACGAUAUCCUACCGGCCUUUUAGUUCGUGUCGAAGGUCGUCACCAGGCUUUAGGCGGCUACGCAUCUUCGCUUUCGGCUACUUCUGGUCCGCAAGGCGACGCCAGCGACAGCCGAGGAAAUCUUGGUGUCACCGAACGGGCGUACACUCAGCUUAUUCCCGAAAUCUGCGUCUUCAGUCACGGUACGUUUUACCGUUCGAACAAUACGGUGAAUUGGUGGUAUUUUCGUUACUGUUUUGUCGUCGUCAUAUUUAGCUUGUUGUAA
Soboliphyme baturini is the source of this 285-nucleotide messenger RNA. NCBI's taxonomy places the organism in Eukaryota, Metazoa, Nematoda, Enoplea, Dioctophymatida, Soboliphymatidae. The record is from the annotation of a GenBank genome assembly.